AUGUUACCGAGAGUGGUCCAGGAACUUAUCCAGGCGUCGAGGAAGACAGCCAGGGAGUUCAGGAAGGCCCUAGACGAUGUGGCGGAGCUGCUCAACGAGAGACAGUUGGAACAGGCGUUGCGAGAGAGGGGUCAACCGGUUAAAGUACCAGUGAGGUCAAGAGGCAACGAUAGUAGACACCCACUGCAGAGAAGACAUUUCUCCACUUCUAGGAACGCCAAGUUCAACGCCAGCAAUAUUUCUUUGAACUUCAAGAGUAUCAGAGAUGUUAGACUCAAACAGAAUAAUAUUCGGACCAGAAUAUCGGUCACAAACACCCUAAGGGCAGCCACUUACCAAGCCCAGCCAUUCAGAAGUCCGAUUCGGGGUUGCCUUUUCACUAGAGGCCCAGGAUCUUCUCUGUACAACCAUUUCCCUAGACACAAUGCCAGAAUGUAUUCUACCUUUGGUCCAAAUAUGACUCAUCAAGUUAUUGAAAACUUAUCUCAGAGUAUUAGGAUGCUUUUCAUCAAGGGUGGAGAGACUGCGCAAAAUAUGAUGACCAAAGAGUCUAGCUUCAAAGUCCUUAAUAAUGAUACGUUUGCAGAGAAGGAUAUCGAAUUGGCAGGGAAAGUAUCGGAUUUCUCUGGCUUGAGAGAAAAUGGCUGUAUUGUUACCUUUGACUUGAUAACUCCAUCGAUACAGUACAUUCCAGAUUCAGGCUUCUUUGACAAUGAUUCAUCAGAGAAGUUCCAUUCUAUCUUUGAGUCUUCAAUGAAACACCAAGAAAAAGUUCUAAAUGACGUUCAAUUAUUCCGUAAUAACAUUGGAUCGACAAGUUUCAAAUUCGAGAGAAAGAACGACAGAAACCGAUUGAAGUUUUACGUUCCCAGUUGUGAUCUAAUGAAGAUGGAAUAUCUAUUACAAGAAGCUGGAAUUCAAACAGCGGUGGUCUUGGUUAAUAGAGAAUCUCCAACUUCUUCCUUUGACAAUAUAUCCAAUUAUUCAGGCCCCGAACUUGUAUCAGACUCAGAUAACGAUUCCGUUUUAUCGACUGAUGAUGACUUAUCAGAUUACUUUGCAUCUAAUUCAGAUGAGAGGGUGUCUGUUUUGUCUUCAUCUAAUGACUAUUACGAUACACUACCUUCUUCAAUGGUAGUUGUAUAA
Molecule: messenger RNA, 1146 nt
Organism: Pichia kudriavzevii
Lineage: Eukaryota; Fungi; Ascomycota; Pichiomycetes; Pichiales; Pichiaceae
Exons: 1
Coding region: 1-1146 (381 amino acids)
Source: RefSeq, a predicted model, not a curated record